This is a messenger RNA of Neltuma alba, 2947 nucleotides long. RefSeq names its product putative pentatricopeptide repeat-containing protein At2g01510. Gene Ontology annotation, biological process: RNA modification. NCBI's taxonomy places the organism in Eukaryota, Viridiplantae, Streptophyta, Magnoliopsida, Fabales, Fabaceae. Gene Ontology annotation, molecular function: RNA binding; protein binding; zinc ion binding. The record is from RefSeq and is a predicted model, not a curated record.
UAUUACAUAUGAACUUGCCUUUUUUACCUUAAGGCUAAGGCAUGCGGAAUUUUAAAAUCAAUAUGUCAGCUUCUACAUCAAUUAUGAAUAUGUACAUUUCCGGAAAACUAUUUAGAGUAGGAAACAAGUCAAAAACUUCUAAAAACUAGAAACAGAUUUUUUCCCACCAGAAAGGACAAGCGAGGAGGAGGCAGGAUGGGGGAGAGAAAUUGAUUACCGAAAAGAUAUUAACGCCGCAUGUAGAUUUGGGUCUUUGGGCCCUUGGUCUUUUUGGGUUAUAGUUGGGCAGUGCGUCUGUGGCGGGAGCCUCAGCCCUCGUGGUGAAGCUUCCGCUCUCUUCAGGAAUGCUGCACUUUCGCGCCAAACGGCAACUUUGAGUUUGAGACUCUGAGUUCAUUUUCUAUUUUUGGUAAAUUAUGAGGAAGCCAUACAUGAGGACAAUUGCUACUCUGAGAGCUCCGCGACAUCCGAAACCACUCAUUCAGCCUGAAAACGUUGCGGAUGCUUUUUCCGUCAAGACUGGCUUCAAUCCCGACACGUGCCGUGUGAAUUUCCAGGUCAAGAAGUCCAUACAACAAGAUUUAGGAUUAGCCCAUAAGUUGUUUGAUCAAAUGCCUCAACAGAAUACCAUAUCCAAAAAUAUGAUGAUCACGGGGUACAUAAAGGCAGGCAAUCUUUCUAGUGCCAGGCAGCUGUUUGAUUCAAUGACUGAACGUACGGCCGUUACCUGGACCAUCAUGAUCGGAGCAUAUUCUCAGAAAAAUCAAGGUCGCGAAGCUUUUAGUCUUUUUGCUGAGAUGUGUCGGUGGGGUACACACCCAGAUUAUAUCACCUUUGCCACUCUCCUGUCCGGAUUCAGUGAGUCUGACUCCGUAUGCCAAGUAAACCAAGUUCAUGCCCAUAUUGUCAAAUUGGGGUAUGAUUCAACCCUAAUGGUUUGCAACUCCUUGCUCGAUUCUUACUGUAAAACCCGUAGUCUUAGUUUAGCUUGUCACCUGUUCAGCCAUAUGCCUGAUAAAGAUUCUGUCUCUUUCAAUGCAUUAUUGACAGGACUCUCAAAAGAUGGAAUGAAUCAAGAAGCAAUAAGUCUCUUUUUUGAAAUGCAGAAGUUGGGUUUUAGUCCUACAGAUUUUACUUUUGCUGCUAUUUUAUGCACCGGUGUAGCAUUGGAUCAUAUAGUAUUUGGGCAGCAAGUUCAUGGCUUUGUAGUGAAGACGAGUUUUGUCUGGAAUGUGUUUGUGGCUAAUGCAUUACUUGAUUUCUACUCGAAGCAUGACUGUGUUGCUGAAGUAAAGAAGCUUUUCGAUGAGAUGCCAGAACUGGAUGGUGUCUCCUACAACGUCCUAAUUACAUGUUAUUCUUGGAAUGGCCAACUCAGAGAAUCUCUUGAUCUUUUCCGGGAAUUGCAGUAUACUAAAUUUGACCGGAGGCAAUUCCCAUUUUCAACCAUAUUAAGCAUAGCUGCAAAUAAUCUAAACCUGGAAUUGGGCAGGCAAAUUCAUUCCCAAGCUAUUGUGACAACUGCGGAUUCUGAAAUUAAGGUUGGAAAUGCCUUGGUUGACAUGUAUGCCAAGUGUGGCAAAUUUGACGAAGCAAAUAGGACUUUUGCAAGUCUGGCUCACCAAAGUUCCGUUCCUUGGACAGCCUUGAUCUCAGCAUAUGUCCAGAAGGGGCUCCACGAAGAAGGCCUGACUCUAUUCUUUGAGAUGCAGAAGUCCAAAAUAAGCGCUGAUUCAGCCACUUAUGCUAGCAUCUUAAGAGCCUGUGCAAACUUAGCCUCAAUUUCAUUGGGAAAACAGUUACACUCAUACAUAGUCAGAUCCGGAUACAUUUCAAAUGUAUUCUCCGGAAGUGCACUCCUUGAUAUGUAUGCAAAAUGUGGAUCCAUGAAAGAUGCACUUCAAAUGUUUCAAGAGAUGCCUGUAAGGAAUUCCGUCUCUUGGAAUGCACUGAUUUCAGCUUAUGCACAAAAUGGAGACGGUGACCUUACUCUUAGGUCAUUUGAACAAAUGAUCCAUUCGGGUUUGCAACCAGAUUCAGUUAGCUUCCUUACUGUUCUGUGUGCCUGCAGUCACUGUGGUCUGGUUGAAGAAGGAUUAAAGCAUUUCGACUCCAUGACUCAAACUUAUAAACUUGUUCCAAAAAGAGAACAUUAUGCUUCAAUGGUUGACAUGCUUUGUAGGAGCGGAAGGUUUAACCAAGCUGAGAGACUGAUCGCUCAGAUGCCUUUUGAACCUGAUGAAAUAAUGUGGUCAUCAAUUCUUAACGCAUGUAGAAUUCAUAAGAAUCAAGAGCUAGCAAAGAAAGCAGCAGACAAGCUAUUUAAUAUGAAAAUGCUUAGGAAUGCUGCUCCAUAUAUCAGCAUGUCCAAUAUUUAUGCAGAAGCUGGUGAAUGGGACAGCGUAAGCAAGGUGAAGAAGGCUAUGAGAGAGCGAGGAGUUAGAAAACUCCCAGCUUACAGUUGGGUAGAAGUUAAGCACAAAAUUCAUGUUUUCUCAGCCGGUGACGAGACUCACCCACAAGCGAAAGAGAUUAUGAAGAAGAUUGAUGAGCUGGCUGAGCAGAUGGAGAAAGCAGGGUACAAACCCGACCCAAGUUGUACCCUUCACGAUGUCGAUGAGGGACUCAAGAUAGAGUCUCUUAAAUAUCACAGUGAACGUCUUGCCAUUGCGUUUGCGCUAAUUAGCACACCAGAAGGGACACCUAUCCUGGUGAUGAAGAACCUCCGAGCUUGUACUGACUGCCAUGCUGCCAUCAAGGUGAUCUCCAAAAUAUCUCGAAGGGAAAUCACAGUUAGGGACUCGAGCAGGUUCCAUCAUUUCAGAAAUGGAUUUUGCUCUUGUGGGGAUUACUGGUAGUCUUCGUUUUGUCGAAAAAAAUCCCUGACGAUUUCUCUUGUGAGAGCAAAAUGCUUUUUUUCUCAAGGAAAAAAAAAUAGUCAUACCAA